This is a messenger RNA of Galdieria sulphuraria, 1354 nucleotides long. RefSeq lists its product as uncharacterized. Lineage: Eukaryota; Rhodophyta; Bangiophyceae; Galdieriales; Galdieriaceae. The transcript has a single exon. The coding region runs from base 64 to 1320 and encodes 418 amino acids. The record is from RefSeq and is a predicted model, not a curated record.
CUCGUCGUUCAUUCCACGGAUUAGCUUCUAGAAUUUGAAUGAGUGGUGACUGGAGUUGGAAGCAUGUUCGACAACUUCCUUAUACCGUGGAGCAGUUUCUUAUUCAAAAAUGAAGAGCCAGAAAACAAAGUUCAGGAAUUGGAGUCUAUAGAACCUGAUGCUGGGGGAAGGGCUGUUGAGUCGAAGCUCAAAGUGAAUGAAUCGCUAAACUCCGUGUUCAGUUAUUCACACGGCUUACCUCCAAAACCCUAUUCAAACCGCAGUUUUCCCAAUGCUUUGAGACGGAAAAGAGGUUCACUUUCAAGCAGUAACAAGGGUGAUCUUGACAAUAUUUUGGCUUCAGGUCACUCAGCAUGUGACGCAGUUGUUCCAGGUUCCCAAAUUUCUCCCUUGGACGGCAGCGAAGGUUCUGGAGAUCUACGAGGCCUCUCCUCCAACUUCCAAGACUUCAAUAUUUUAGCAAAAGAGGGUUCUCAAAUCAAUUUGACUUGUCAAGGUCGAGCUUCCGAACGUGAACAGGAUCAGCAGGUCGUUUCGAAAUACCAACCUUGUCUGCUUCCUUGUGCAAAAGAGUUGGGUCCGGGUGGGAUUCCACAGUCCGUAAGAAAGAUUGUUUUUCAAAUGGUCAGAUGCACUGUUGCCCGAGUCAUUCGAAGGGUAACCGGCUUGUCACUCUCAACCGUGGAGAAAUGGUUCUCAUUAUUGAGCCAUUUCUUGGAGUUAUCAGCAGAAGAGCAAUUAAUGUUUCUCAUCUUUUUACGAAAGUAUCUUAAACAUAAUGGGCCAUUGCGUGAAGGUCAAGACAGUUUGAGACCGCAAAAGUGGGAGCGUGUUUUAGCUCUGUGUGCGUAUUUCUCUGUUUGGCUGUCAGAAGAGUUUGCAGCACGUACAAGAGAAGAUUUGGUCACCUUGAUGGGCCCAAGGUUUCAUUUUGGGAAAGAGCAAAAGGAAUUCCUCAUUGCUGUAGAUUGGAGAAUAUAUAUUGGAUAUGACGAGUACUGUCAUACUUUAGAAAUGUUUCUGAUUCCUGAUGAGAUGCAACGUGGUGUCAUUAUUUGGGAAUGGUUGGGAUAUUCCACUUUGGAACUAACUGAAAGUCUCGAUGUGCGCAGAGAAGUAAUACUGAGCAACUUAACUCGACAUUCAACCGUUUUGAGUGCCGGAAGAAAAAGGCAGCCAAUGUUCCUGCCAGAUGAAAAAGAGACCACAGAAGAGGGAAGACGAUUCUUCCGCAAGAUGGCAUUGGGUGCCUUUCUUAGCUCUCAAGGACAUGAUGUGAAUGCUGAGACGAAUCCAUAUCUUUGUGUACCCAAUGGUUAGCUAGUUAGCUUUAAAUAAAGUGUAUAUAAUGAAA